Molecule: messenger RNA, 1966 nt
Organism: Westerdykella ornata
Lineage: Eukaryota; Fungi; Ascomycota; Dothideomycetes; Pleosporales; Sporormiaceae
Product: MFS general substrate transporter
Exons: 3
Coding region: 122-1954 (610 amino acids)
Biological process (GO): transmembrane transport
Molecular function (GO): transmembrane transporter activity
Source: RefSeq, a predicted model, not a curated record
AGAUUUAAUCGAUCGCCGGUCCGUUGGUAACGCCAUCUGACGGAACUACCCACAGUGAACCCACUCCCCGGGCCGCCGACGGCAAGUUCCAUCCGCACCCCUGCGGCGAGAUCUAUAUUUCAUGCACGACAAAUCUCUCGAGGCCACUGAGGGGACGCAAGAGGGAAGGGUCACGUCAGAGGGAAAUGACGUCCGUGACAAUGAAGAAGCGUUUGGUGAUGCUUUCCCUGAGAAAAAAGAAGUGGAUCUGAACACCCAAAGCACCCCGCCCAUUCAUACCACUGCGUCGAGACCGGGCAGCGCACAUAAAUCAACAGGAGGUGGGGAAGACAAGGACAUCGUUGAAACCGAGAAGCGGCCCUCAAGAAGAAGCGGAGAGCAUACCGGAGAUGAUGCCCCCGCAGAAGACGAGGAAGAUGAAUCGAAAUACUUGAGUGGCAUCAAGCUUGCCAUUCUCUCCCUGGGCCUCUGUCUGACGACAUUCGUCAUUGCACUCGACAAUACAAUCAUUGCGACCGCCAUCCCCAAGAUCACGACUGUCUUCAACAGUCUCGAGGAUGUCGGUUGGUACGGGUCUGCCUACCUCCUCACAACAUGCUCCCUGCAGCCAUCGUUUGGCAAAGUGUACACUUAUUUCGACGUCAAGUACACCUACCUUUUUGCCUUGUUGCUCUUCGAGGUCGGCUCCGUCAUUUGUGCUGCAGCGACUUCGUCGCCCAUGUUCAUUGUGGGGCGAGCCGUCGCUGGGGCUGGUGCUGCGGCACUUUUCUCUGGAGGCAUGACCAUCAUUGGGUACUCAGUGCCACUUAGAAAACGUCCGAUAUACAUUGCUGCUCUUUCGAGCAUGUUCGGCAUAGCCUCGGUGGUCGGUCCAAUCCUGGGGGGCGCUUUUACAGACAACGUGUCUUGGAGAUGGUGCUUCUGGAUCAAUCUACCUUUCGGUGGCGUGUCACUGGCCGUGGUAUUCUUCUUCUUUUCCAAUCCCGAACGCCAGUACAGCCACAUUCCAGUAAAGGCGCGAUUAAAGGAAGUGGAUCUCGUUGGAGCGACCUUUCUCAUCUGCGCCAUCGUAUCCUUGCUUUUGGCGCUGCAGUGGGGCGGUCAGACGUAUCCGUGGAAGAACUCGAAAGUCUGGGGCACGCUUCUCGGAUUCGGCUUGAUCAUCCUCGUCUUCAUCGCCAUACAAAUCUAUCAGAAGGAUCGGGCGACCAUCCCCCUGCGGGUGUUGAAGAAGAGGACCGUGCUGGUUAGCUGCCUUUUCACUGCCUUCUUGUCCAUGGCCCUUUACACACAUAUUUUCUACCUUCCCUUCUACUUCCAGGCUUCAAAAGGCACCUCGGCUGAGGAAAGCGGCAUCCGAACCAUUGCUUAUCUUGUCAGCAUCACGGUAGCCUCGCUGAUCGUGGGCGGCGCCAUCACCUUCGUCGGUUACUACUCGCCAUUCAUGUGGCUUGGAUCCGCCCUCUUCUGCAUAGGUUGCGGUCUGCUCUACACGCUCAAAGUCGCCUCUCCUCCAGGACAGUGGAUCGGCUACCAGAUCCUUGCCGGAGCUGGCGCAGGUGCGUCUGUGCAAAUCCCCUUUAUCGCGGUCCAAGUCGUUACCAACGAAAAGGAUAUGCCCACCGCCAACGCUUGCGUCAUGUUCUUCAACUCGCUCGGCGGCGCCAUCGCCAUUUCCAUUGCGCAAAACAUCUUCGUCAACUCCCUAGCGAGGGAGAUUCCAAGGUAUGCGCCCGGUAUGGACCCCAGAGUCGUCAUCCAUGCGGGGGCAACGUAUGUGAGGGAUGUGGUUCCGCCUGAACUACUGCCAGGCGUGCUGGAGGCUUAUACGCAUGCGAUUGUGAGUGCGUUUAUACUGGCGAUUGCCACGUCUGGGCUUGGCUUCUUCAUUAGCUUUGGGAUGGAGUGGAAGAGUGUGAAGGGGAAGAAGAUUAUGGCUGCUGGGGCGGCUUGAGAUUAUUUGAAU